AUGGGUUUGACGAGGCGCAUUUUACUUCUUUUAUGGGCAGCCUUUACUUAUUACAGAACUAAUGCCGAACAAGUUGUGGUUUUGGACACCACGGGGGAGGCCAGUCUCGAUUGGACUCGGUACCCUUACGGACCGCAGGCGAACACUCCAGGGUGGGUGGAAGAAUCCUUCACGAAUUUCCUGAAGGGCAUCAACUGGAGGUCCUAUGUCGUCUGCGACGUCGCCUACAACAACGUAAACAACUGGCUGUGGACGCCCUUCAUAGACCGAAACGUUUCGAAUAGGAUGUACAUCGAGAUUAAAUUCACCAUCAGGGAUUGCAGCCUUUUUCCCGGAAACGCUUUGUCCUGCAAGGAGACGUUUAGUUUGUUGUAUUACGAAUUCGAUGCUGUAACGAGAGAACCGCCUCCCUGGGACGCGGAAAGAUACAAACUGAUAAGUCGCAUAGCGGCCGGCGAGGGUCGAUUCAACUCCAACAGCGAAGUCAACAUCAACACCGAAGUGAAAAGCAUCCCAGUCACUAAAAAAGGGGUGUACUUCGCGUUCAGAGACCAAGGAGCUUGCAUAUCGCUUCUGGCCAUAAAAAUAUAUUACAUAGUGUGCCCCGAAGUGACGAUAAACUUCGCUCGAUUCCCUACCACCCCCACGGGCAAGGAAAUAACGAUAAUAGAACAGGCGUCCGGCACUUGCGUGAGCAACGCCGAAAUGGUCGGCGGUACUCCGACGUACCUCUGCAAAGGCGACGGCAAAUGGACGUUGCCCACCGGCGGUUGCAAAUGCAAGGCGGGCUACCAGCCCGACAUGGAGAAACAAACCUGCAACAUUUGCCAACGGGAGACGUACAAAGCGGAGACCGGCGACGGCCCGUGUCUUCCUUGUCCGCUCUUCUCCCAAGGACCCGACAACGGUUUGACCGAAUGCCCCUGCAUUCCGGAGUAUUACCGAGCGGCCAGCGAUCCCAAAAACAUGUCUUGCACGCAACCCCCGUCAGCGCCGCAAAACCUAACCGUGAGCUUCGUCGAUCAAUCGACGGUGAUCCUGAGCUGGCUACCGCCCGACAACCUCGGCGGCCGAUCCGAUACGGUGUACAGGAUAAAAUGCGACGCCUGCAGCCCCGGAUUGGUACAAUACAAUCCGAAUUUGGACACGUUCAACGAGAGCCGCGUGACGAUCAGCGGCCUGAACGCCGUCACCACCUACAGAUUUCAGAUAUUCGCCGAGAACGGCGUGUCGCAUUUGGCGCGUCGCGACGGCCCCAAAUACGCCGACAUCGUCGUCACCACCGAGGCCUCGGUGGCCAGCAGCAUAGCCAACAUUAGGGUGACGGCGGUGAAGAGCGCCGAGAUCACGUUGGCUUGGGACGCACCGACCAACAACGACGGAUCCGACAUGGAGAGCGAUCUGGUCGAAGCCUACGAGGUGCGGUGGUUCCAGCGGAACGACAUCGACUACAGCAACAACAGCUUGCUGACGUCCGAUCUAUCGGCGACGAUAACCGGAUUGCAGCAGAGGACCGAGUACGGUUUGCAAGUGCGGGCGAAAACGCAGAGAGGUUGGGGCGCUUACUCGCCGGUGAUAUUCAAAACGACCGGGCAAUUGUUGAAUCCAGCUUACAUAGGAGACGAGGAAGGUUUGAAAUUGCGCCUGGUCGCCGGUGGGAUUGUGGCUGUGGUGGUUUUGCUGGUGGCCGUUAUCGUUUUAACGGUGGUGUUCCUGCGGACGAGAUCGAACGAUGAAUGUAAUAAAAAACAGCCGAGCGAUUGCGAUACUUUGGAAUAUCGCAAUGGAGAAGUUCAUCAUAGCUUGGACAACCCCCCUAUAGUUGCCACGCACACAAACGUGACAACGCCACUAUUUACCGGAAUAAGCGGCUCGUCCAGAACUUACAUCGAUCCUCACACUUACGAGGAUCCCAAUCAAGCCGUGAGGGAAUUCGCCAGAGAAAUCGACGCCAGUUGCAUCACAAUCGAAGCCAUCAUCGGCGGCGGAGAGUUCGGAGACGUGUGCAAGGGCGUGCUAAAAAUGAACGGCGUGGACAUCAACGUGGCCAUAAAAACCCUGAAGGCGGGCUCGUUGGACAAGUCGCGCAACGAUUUCCUCACCGAGGCCUCCAUAAUGGGCCAAUUCGAACAUCCCAACGUGAUCUUCCUCCAAGGCGUCGUCACCAAAUCCAAUCCCGUCAUGAUCAUAACGGAGUACAUGGAGAACGGUUCGCUCGACACUUUCCUAAGGGCGAACGACGGGAAAUUCCAAGUGAUCCAAUUGACGGGCAUGUUGCGCGGCAUCGCGUCCGGCAUGCAGUACCUCAGCGAAAUGAACUACGUACAUCGAGAUUUGGCCGCCAGGAACGUGCUGGUGAAUUCUCAAUUAGUGUGUAAGAUAGCCGAUUUCGGAUUGAGCAGAGAAAUCGAAAGUGCCACAGAGGGAGCCUAUACUACAAGGGGCGGUAAAAUACCCGUUCGAUGGACGGCUCCCGAAGCGAUAGCAUUCCGAAAAUUCACGUCGGCCAGCGACGUUUGGUCGAUGGGCAUCGUUUGUUGGGAGGUGAUGUCGUACGGCGAACGACCCUAUUGGAAUUGGUCGAAUCAGGACGUGAUAAAAAGCAUCGAAAAGGGCUAUAGAUUGCCCGCGCCGAUGGAUUGUCCCGAAGCGAUUUACCAAUUAAUGUUAGAUUGUUGGCAGAAGGAACGGACCCACCGGCCCACUUUCCAAUCGAUUGUAAAAACUUUAGAUAAAUUAAUUCGAGUACCCGAUACCCUAAGAAAAAUUGCUCAGAAUCGGUCGACAAACCCCCUAUCGGCCGACGCGCCGGAUCUCACGAACUUCACCUGCAUCGAAGAGUGGUUGAAUUCGAUCAAGAUGACGAGGUACUUGGAGAACUUCCAUUCGGGCGGCAUCAAUUCGAUGGACGCCGUCGUCAAUUUGACGGUGAAGGAGCUGACGGAGCUGGGCAUCACGCUGGUGGGGCACCAGAAGAAGAUCAUGAACAGCGUGCAGAACAUGCGGGCGCAGAUACGGGUCAACGGCAACGAGGGGUUCCUGGUUUGA
Molecule: messenger RNA, 3048 nt
Organism: Phyllotreta striolata
Lineage: Eukaryota; Metazoa; Arthropoda; Insecta; Coleoptera; Chrysomelidae
Source: the annotation of a GenBank genome assembly